Messenger RNA from Metarhizium brunneum ARSEF 3297, 390 nucleotides. The record is from RefSeq and is a predicted model, not a curated record. NCBI's taxonomy places the organism in Eukaryota, Fungi, Ascomycota, Sordariomycetes, Hypocreales, Clavicipitaceae.
AUGGCAACCCGCCGCAUCAUCAGCACCGAAAAGACCAUCCUCGAAAAAGACGACCAGCCCGAAAAGUCAAACAUAUCCCCCGCCGUCCCCAAGGAUGUCAUUUUCAAGCUUCUCGGUUUCACAUUCGCCAUGAUCGUCGUCCCCAUAGGCUCGUACUUUCUGACCGUCCACACCGUUUUCAAAGGUUCGUCGUUCCUCUUCACGAGUGCCGCCAGCCUUCAGUGCUUUUACUCACGCCUUCGAGCAGGAAACUCUUCCCUUGCAGGAGGCCUGGCCGCUCUUCUGGCCAACGUGGUGCUUAUAAGCUACAUUAUUGUGGCAAUGAAGGAGGAUGAUUCGGCGACACUGGGAGAGAGUGUCAAGAAACCAGAGACAAAAAAAGACCAAUGA